Eimeria tenella is the source of this 1569-nucleotide messenger RNA. RefSeq lists its product as uncharacterized. The record is from RefSeq and is a predicted model, not a curated record. The transcript is spliced from 4 exons. Bases 1 to 1569 code for a protein of 522 amino acids. NCBI's taxonomy places the organism in Eukaryota, Apicomplexa, Conoidasida, Eucoccidiorida, Eimeriidae.
AUGUGGGGCCCUUGCUCUCGAGCUGCGGCGGCUGCCGCCUCGCUGCUGCGGCGCCGCUGCUGGACGCAGAUAGUGCAGCGGCCUUUUAGCAGCAGCAGCAGCAACAACAGCAGCAGCAACAGCAGCAGCAGCAGCAGCAGCAGCAGCAGUCGGAGCAGCGGCGUAGGUAGAAGCCGGGGCAGUGCCGCUAAGCAACAGCAGAGGGACAGCCUUGAGGAGCUGCUACAAGUGCGAGCGGCAGCAGCACCAGCAGCUGCAGCAGCACCGAAUGCUGCAGCAGCACUAACAGCUACAGCAGCACCAACAACUGCAGCAGCAGCAGAACCAGCAGCAGCAGCACCUCCAAGGCGCCGUGUUAUAUUUCCUCAUCCUUUUGAACGCUCUGAGCACUUAAGGGUUUUGUCUGCCCAGUGCAGCAGCAGCAGCAGCAGCGGCAGCAGCAGCAGCAAGAAGGCUGGUGGGGGCCGUCGCAGCAACAGCAGCAGCAACAAAAGUAGAAGGAAGCAACUUAGAUGGAAGGGAAGGGUGGCGGCGGCCUCGCGAGAGGCUCUGCAGCAGCAGUGGCUGCAGCAGCAGCAGCCGCUGACGGCGGCGCAGCAGCAGCUUCUGGCGCUGCUGCAGCAGCCAAAGAAGCAGCACAGCAAGCUGCAGCAGCAGCUCUCAAUGCCCCGCAUGCAGCUGGGAACGAAGUUGCUGCGAGAGUUCCGUGCUGCAGUGCAGCAAGUGCAGCAGCCCAGCAGCAGCAGCAGCAACAGCAGCAGCAGCAGCGACGGAAGCAGCAGCAGGUCUGCUGCGGCGAAGCAGCUGCGCGUCUGUCUCAUAGAUUUGAUUUACUUUCUGCCCACCCUUAAUGCAGCAACAGCAACGCACUGUUUGCUGCUUGCUGCUCGCGCCUACCCAACACAGCAGCAGCAGCAGCAGCAGCAGGAGUGUGGGGAGUGGGACCUGCUGCAGCUGCAGGCCAGGCCGACGCAGCAGCUAGUUGAGCUGGCGUUUGCUGCUGCUGCUGCCCGCUGCAGCGCGCGGUGUCUCGUGCUGCUGCAGGCGCUGCUGCUGGCCCGCCGCAAUGGGGUAGCAGCAGCAGCAGCAGGCGAGCUGGUGACGCGAGCAGCAGCAGAAGUGCAGUGGAAAGCAGCAGCAGCAACAAUCCGAGAAGUUGCUGCUACUCUUGUGCCUCUUGCUGCUCUGGGCCACCGGGACCCUGGGGUGUACGUACACCUCAGCCACCGCCUCACAGAACUCAUACUGGACCCCGCCCUGCAGCAGCAGCAGCAGCAGCAGCAGCAGCAAGACCUGCUGCUGCAGGUUGAGUGGCUAGCUGCAGCGGGAAAAGCUCUGGCGGCGGCACAGCAGCAGGACCCCUCGACGGCACGGCAAUUCGAAGCAGCAGCAGCAGCACCAGCAAACCACGCUGAGCCCGCAGACUGUUUCAGAUAUUGCCUUCUUCGUGUCUGCCUACCUCCGCAUGCAGCAGCAGCAGCAGCAGCAGGCACAGCAGCAGCAGCAAGCACAGCAGCAGCAGCAGGCACAGCAGCAGCAACAGCAAGGGCUAGUGCCCCCAGGCCGUGA